Chenopodium quinoa (quinoa) is the source of this 2597-nucleotide messenger RNA. Its product is annotated as exocyst complex component EXO84A-like. Bases 156 to 2465 code for a protein of 769 amino acids. The transcript has 8 exons. Gene Ontology annotation, cellular component: exocyst. The record is from RefSeq and is a predicted model, not a curated record. Gene Ontology annotation, biological process: Golgi to plasma membrane transport; exocytosis; intracellular protein localization. NCBI's taxonomy places the organism in Eukaryota, Viridiplantae, Streptophyta, Magnoliopsida, Caryophyllales, Amaranthaceae.
CUCUCUUUCCAAGGGUUUCCUCUUUUGCAAUGAAAUUCAUCCGAUAAUUAAAAUGGGGAUAUUGUUUCUUUUUGAAGAUUAAUUAAGAAAAUGUUUUGAUCAAAAAGAAAAGAUUAAACCAACAAUCUUAUUAGAAAGAAUAACAAGAAGAAAAUAUGGAUCAUAUGGUGGUAGGAGGAUCAAAGGAGCUAAGUUUAGGAGAUUCAAACGAUUUCGAGAGGCAAUCGAACCUCUCACUUAGCGAUCGUCUUAAGGUCUUUAAAAGCUCUCAAUUCGAUCUUGACGCCUUCAUCAACUCAAAAUGCAGAAGAAUGGCCGAAAAGGAGUUAAAAUACUUGACAAUGUACUUAAAGGACUUAAAAAAGGCAUCAGCUGAGGAGAUGCGUAAGAGUGUAUAUGCUAAUUAUUCUGCUUUUAUACGAACGGCGAAGGAGAUAUCAGCACUUGAGGGUCAACUUCUAUCACUUCGUAACCUCUUAUCAGCUCAAGCAGCAGUUGUUCAUGGCUUAGCAGAUGGAGUCCAUGUUAACUCUUUGUCACCAGGUGUACAAGGUCCAUCAGAUGAAGAAUUGUCUAAUAAUAAAAAUAGCGAGGUUACCAAGAUUGAGACAUGGUUGAAUGAAUUCCUUGAGUCCCUAGAAGUGCUCCUAGCUGAGAGAAGGGUGGAGGAAGCAUUAGCAGCCCUAGACGAAGCAGAGAGAGUGGUAGAAGAUGCCAAUGACAGGGGAUCCCUGAAAACAACGAUGUUGAUAUCACUCCAAAAUGCCAUUACAGCAAGCAGACUGAAGUUAGCAGAUCAACUGGUGGAAACAGUUAGCCAGUCUUCCACCAAAGGUGCUGAAAGAAGAGCAGUUGUGUUGAUAAUUGUAAUGGCGCUUAAAAGACUAGGGGAUGGUCCGAGGGCUCAUUCAUUACUUUUGAAUGCACAUCACCAAAAGCUUCACCACACUAUACAAAUUCUGAAGCCUGCAGCAACUCUCAGUGUAAAUCCAGGGGCAGCAUAUUGUACUAGUCUCUCACAACUCGUAUUCUCUACUAUCGCUCAAGCUUCGAGUGAUUCUCUAGCUGUUUUUGGGGAGGACACUUCAUAUACAUCGGAGUUAGUGACUUGGGCAGUUAAGGAAACCGAGAAUUUAGGUGUUUUAGUAAGGAGGCAAUUGCUUACCCAGUCAGCUGCUUCAGGGAAUCUGAGAGCAGCUGCUCACUGUGUGCAGAUCUGUUUGGGACAUUGUGCAUUGCUUGAAUCUCAAGGACUUUCCCUCUCUCCUGUUCUGCUGAAAGAUUUUAAGCCACUUGUUGAGCAGGCGCUUAGUGCUAAUCUGAGAAGGAUCGAACAGAACUGCGCUGCCCUUGCUUCUUCUGACAACUGGUCUCUGACGCCUCCAUCAGGCGGGGGUGUGAGUCAAUCUAGGCUCAGUAGCAGUGCCAAUAGAUUUAAUUCUAUGGUCCAGGAUCUUUUCGAAGACGUGGAACCCCUAGAGACUCUACAACUGAGGACACCAUUGCUUGAAGGGUUAGUACAUGUGUUCCACUCCUACGUGAACACCCUAAUAAGCGCGUUCCCAGCAUCAGUAACUGAGGCGAUCCAAGAUGGUCUAGGACCUUCAAUUGUCAAGGUGGCCGAGACUGAAGCCCAACAGCUUGCUUUGCUAGCCAAUGCUCUCCUUUUAUCAGACGAGUUUCUCCCUCGUGCUGCUGCAAAGAUGUUGCCCUUCAAUCAAAUUAAUAGGAAUGAAGAACCUUCAAGAAAAGACAUAGAUCGACAACAUCGUGUAGCAGAGCAAAGAGACUGGAAGAAGAGGCUCCAAAAAUCUGUAGACAGGUUAAGAGAUAGCUUCUGCAGACAGCAUGCCCUUGAGCUGAUCUUUACUAAUGAUGGUGAACUUCGUCUUACAGCACACCUAUAUACUAGGUUGGAUGGUUAUGCUGAGGAGCCUGAGUGGUUCCCUUCUUCAAUUUUCCAGGAGCUUUACAUGAGAUUGAGUCAAAUAGCUGCACUAGCAUCGGAGAUAUUUGUAGGAAGAGAAAGGUUCGCGACAUUACUGCUAAUAAGAUUGACAGAGACAGUGAUUUUGUGGAUUUCUGAUGAUCAAACCUUUUGGGAAGAAAUCGAGCAGGGGACCAAGCCAUUGGGUCCUUAUGGCCUUCAGCAGUUUUACUUAGAUAUGGAGUUUGUGAUGCUGUUUGCAUCCCAAGGCCGUUUUUUGUCUCGAAAUCUCCAACAAGUAGCUAAAAACAUCAUUGCUAGAGCUAUCGACGCAGUUUCUGCUACUGGGAUUGAUCCUUACAGUUCUUUGCCAGAGGAUGAAUGGUUCGCUGAAGUAGCCCAGAUAGCAUUAAAGAUGCUAACAGGAAAGGCCAACUUUGGAAAUGAGGACCGCGAAGCUGUCAGCCCUGCAGCAUCAGCAUCUGGAAGGUCAUUAACAUCAGCCUUUUCUCAUGGAAGCCUCACGAGUAUGCAAUAGUAAUCAUCAGUUUUUUGCAAUUUGUAAGUAAAAUGGACAGAUUCCAAUUGUAAUUUUUCAAUACAAAACAUUACGUUUGUGAGUUCAAAUGUUAAGCAAUUUUGGAUCCUUACGAUAAUUAUAAUUCUACAA